Phytophthora infestans T30-4 is the source of this 2907-nucleotide messenger RNA. RefSeq lists its product as uncharacterized. The coding region runs from base 1 to 2907 and encodes 968 amino acids. Gene Ontology annotation, biological process: regulation of small GTPase mediated signal transduction; positive regulation of GTPase activity. Lineage: Eukaryota; Oomycota; Peronosporomycetes; Peronosporales; Peronosporaceae. The transcript is spliced from 2 exons. Gene Ontology annotation, cellular component: cytoplasm; nucleus. The record is from RefSeq and is a predicted model, not a curated record. Gene Ontology annotation, molecular function: GTPase activator activity.
AUGCACCGGACCGAGGUGCUUCAAGAUGUGGACGUGAAGAAGCUCAUUUUCAGUGCCAUCGAAGCGGCGUUGGUAGGUACACUGCCUGAUGGGGAGUGGCAGCGUGAAGUUGAACGUGCGCGUACUCUUGAAAGACGCAUGUCAAUGCCGCUGCUGUUCUUGGGGUUGCAGAUGCGCGCGUCACUGGACAAUGAGCCGGGUCAUGUAUGGCUGAAAUGCUUCGAGGAGACUGCAGUGGCUGCCGAGGGAUUGUUGAUGCACUUGCUUCACCAUAUUAACGGGUUUCCGUCACCUGCAGGAGUCGAUCAGAUGAUAUCAGAUUGCUCCGAGUUGAAUGAGCUGGAUGCUGCAUGCGAUAGAGGUGACAAGGACUCGCCGCCUGCGGCUCUGAGUUUUGUAUUCAUGGAUUCGAUCGUGUUCAGUGUCGUGGGCAGUCUCGAUUCGCCGUGUGCGCGGUUUAUUGUUCGAGACAUGACUGGUCUUUUCACAUGGGAGAUCACACCAGCCGUUAUGACUCGCGGUGGCCACUCGCUGGUAGGAGCAGGCUCCAGGUCACCCGGUAAUGUCAACGGGGAUAGUGCCUCCGUGGAAAGAGAGCUGACGCUGCAGACCGAUACACUCACUUCCGAGUCAUUAACACUGCACCGACCAACGGGUGCAGUACAAGUGGAGUUUAAACAGACGGACGAAGCUGGGGGUACUUGCAAAACCUGUGACGGAGAGAAACCUCGGACGAAGUCUGCCUCGUCUGACGCGAAGAAUGGACGUAGCUCUGGUACCAAGCUCGAGGCUCGCCAGGUCUCUUGGGAACACGAGCAGAACAUCCUUUCUAAUAACGUGUGUCCUAUAAAGAGCAGCUAUGUUUUCCAUGAAGAUGGAAGUGCUUCCUCUGGCAGCAAAGAGAACGGAGAUGCAAAGAAAAAGGAGAAAGCACGAUCGUCGGAGAUUGACAAAAUGCCGGGAAGUGGGAACAAAGAUGACCGUCAGGAGCGACUUGAGCGCAUCGCGAAGCAGCACGAAGAGCGCAAUAACACCGGAGCGGCAGCACAACCUACGCCAGAACCCUCAAAGGAGGUCUGCCAGUGUCCACCGCAAACUGAGUCCAAGUUCAAGCGUCGCACGACAACUACGAUCUGUGGUCUCUUCGACAUGUCGAUCAACGAGCCGAAUGUGGGCAGCUUGGAUGACGAGCGCUGCCUUCUGGAUCUGGUGCUGGACAGCAUUCCGAUGGUGUUCCGUGAUUGCGGUGGCGAUACGACUGACAAGACGCUCUUGGGUGGGCGUUAUUCGAUGAUGCGCUACAACCUGAUGGACUUGACGCCUUCGACAAAUCCUCUUCUGAUGGACUCAGCUGAAGCGCCUGGGUUUUCGUUUUUGCAACGCCUCAUUCACGAUGAAGAGUGCUACGCACAGCUGAAGAGUUUUCUGACCAGAGAUGAACAUCCCGAAGGCAAGGAGCUGGUGGACUUCUGUGACGCCGUGAAGAAGUACGAGCGCUCAUCAGCCCCAACGGACCGUCUCGGUCAGGCCAGUGUCAUCUAUUGGGAGUUCCUGACACCAGAAGGAGGAAAGAAGCUCACAUUCCCUCCUGCUGUCGUGUCUGAUGUCCAGACUCAAAUUCACAGGGCACAAAGUGCUCUGCGAGACGCUAGAGCUGCAACCGGAGAGGACUCGUCUGAGCUGUCAUUCUCUCUCCCAGGCUCGCUAUUCCAGCACGCUAUGACGUUUGUAGAGUACGAAGGGUUCGAGAAGUCAGGACUAUUGGACAAGUAUGUGGCCGCGUUGGAUCAACCACCUGCAGCUUCAACGACAGGAAGCAAAAGCAGCUCCAGUACACCGUCGAUCCCACCCCAGCUGGCACUUUUCGACUCGUUCUCGAUCAUGGAAGUCAAUGCGCGCGUAUCACAUUUGGCUCUACACAAGCGGAGCUUAGAUGAACAGCUCGUGCGCAUGACGAAACCAGGCGUGGCAGGAGGAACCCGUUCGACUGAAGUGUCCAAUGGCAGUCUAAAGGAUAGCCGUGUGAGCGCAUUAGAUAUCUGCCGACUGUUCUUGUCCCAGGCUGGAUUGUUACCAUCUCCUGAUGGCGAUUCCAACAAGAAGUCAACGCUGAAGUUGCUUGAGCAUGGAUCGAAGUUGGAGCGAUCCCUGAAGCACUUGGACAAGAGUCCGACGCGAGAAACCAUGAAGAUUGGAGUGAUUUACGUGGGCAAGAAGCAACACUCACAGCAAGAAAUACUUCAUAACGAGAAGGGUGGCCGAGCUUACGAAUUGUUCCUGGCACAGCUGGGCUGGAAGGUGAACAUGCAGACUCACCGUGGUUUUGUCGGUGGCUUAGACACAAACCCGAAGAGUCUGUCCAAUGGCGAAUCGACGCUGUAUUACGCGAGCUCUCACAGCGAAGUGAUCUACCACGUGGUUACCAUGAUGCCCACCAAACCUUCAGACCCUCAGCAGAUUGAUAAGAAGCGGCAUGUGGGUAACGACUACGUGCAUAUCGUCUGGAGCGACAAUGCGACCCAGAACUACGACCCAUCGACUAUCACAAGUCACUUCAACGACGUACAGAUCGUGAUUUAUCCUUUACGAAAGGCUCAGCGUGGCCUGUUCCUGAUCAAGAUCCAUACCAAGGAAAAGGUUCCCCCCUUCGGACCGCUGCAGUCAGGCAUGGUGGUUCACCAGGUCGACCUUGCACGGCUUGUGCGCCAGACGGCUAUGAACGCGAACCGAGUGUGUCGCUCUCAGACGAUGUUGUAUGUCCGGCCGUACCCGACACGGAAGAAACUCGUAGACGAAAUUGUUGAGCGAUAUGCUGUUGAGUACAAAGAGAGCCAGCUACUAACGAUGCUGUUCGGCAACUCUGCAUCGACCCCUGCAGCAGCGACAUCGUCGGGUGGAGCUGAAUAA